This is a messenger RNA of Metopolophium dirhodum (rose-grain aphid), 648 nucleotides long. Its product is annotated as gastrula zinc finger protein XlCGF71.1-like. The record is from RefSeq and is a predicted model, not a curated record. Gene Ontology annotation, molecular function: RNA polymerase II cis-regulatory region sequence-specific DNA binding; DNA-binding transcription factor activity, RNA polymerase II-specific. The transcript has a single exon. Gene Ontology annotation, biological process: regulation of transcription by RNA polymerase II. Bases 1 to 648 code for a protein of 215 amino acids. Lineage: Eukaryota; Metazoa; Arthropoda; Insecta; Hemiptera; Aphididae.
AUGUACAAGAGCUCUCGUAAUCUGAGCACAACAGUGAGUCUGCAACAAUACUUAUGUGACGUGUGUGAUAAACCAUUCACCAAAAGAAGCAAUCUAACGGUCCACCGGAGGACGCACACAGGAGAGAAACCGUUCCAGUGUGAUGUGUGUGAAAAGUCGUUCAGUCAAAGGUGCAGUCUGGCGGUCCACCUUAGAACACACACGGGAGAGAAACCAUUUCCGUGUGAUGUGUGUGACAAGUGGUUCAACACUAACCCUGAUCUGACGGUACACUGUAGAACGCACACGGGGAAGAAACCGUUCCAGUGUGAUGUUUGUGAAAAGUCGUUCAGUCAAAGGUGCAGUCUGGCGGUCCACCGGAGGACGCACACAGGUGAGAAACCGUUCCCGUGUGACGUGUGUGACAAGUGGUUCACGACUAGCAAUAAAUUGACGGUACACCGGAGAACGCACACAGGAGAGAAACCGUUCCAGUGUGAUGUGUGUGAAAAGUCGUUCAGUCAAAGCUGCAAUCUGGCGGUUCACCUUAGAACGCACACGGAGGAAAAACCAUUCCAGUGUGAUGUGUGUGAAAAGUGGUUCAAGACUUGCAAUCAAAUAACCGUCCACCAGAAGAUGCACAGCAAAAAAUCUGAGAUCUCAGAUUGA